Komagataella phaffii GS115 is the source of this 1395-nucleotide messenger RNA. RefSeq lists its product as hypothetical. NCBI's taxonomy places the organism in Eukaryota, Fungi, Ascomycota, Pichiomycetes, Pichiales, Pichiaceae. The record is from RefSeq and is a predicted model, not a curated record. Gene Ontology annotation, cellular component: trans-Golgi network. Gene Ontology annotation, biological process: Golgi to plasma membrane protein transport. Bases 1 to 1395 code for a protein of 464 amino acids. The transcript has a single exon.
AUGCUAACAAUUGUCCCUAACAAAAGCGUUGGAAACUUCCAAUUGGGCUCCAGUAUUACGCAGAUAACAAAAAUUCUCCAACGCGAGAAGGAGUUCAACAACACCAAUUUCAUCUUCUCUCAAUCGCAGCCAAAUAGACUGCCUAUCGUUAUCGAGUUGGAGAACAGAGGUAUUCGUCUUACCUUUGACCCAUUCGGCCAAAAAUUGAUACUGAUCCAGAUCCUGAUGAAUAAAACGAAACAAAGAUACCAAUUCAAGGGCAAAGUUCUUCCGGAAGAUCUGUAUUUCAAAGAAGUCUACAACAGGAUCUUUGGACCCACCUAUCCUGGUACCAUCUAUAAUCCCUCUUCAGAGAACAACUCGGAGGGUCACGAUGGAGAGGAGUCACAGAAACAGUGUCAAUUGGGGCCUCAGUAUACUCUGUCAUAUGAAGGGAUUUGUUUCCAGUUCAAUCUUUCACCCGAAUUGAGUCAAAAACUAACAUCCUCUGAUGACAACGAGGUGGCCAUCCAAAACGUAGAUGAGCCUCUUCUUUGUCAGGGAAUAAACAUAUUUCAGGGAAAGACAUGGGCAGAAUAUCUUGAGGGUACUGCAUUCAUGUUGCGACAAAAGUUGACGGAAGAACUUUUAACUCAGGAGAUAGCUAAACUUUCUUCUGGAUUUUCUAUCAUCUAUGCAUUAAUAGGUCCCGGCGAGGUUGAAUUCAAGCUCAGUCAGCAUCCAAGAGGGCUUUCGAGUUUCAAAAUAGUGUUAACCAAAACAGAAAUGAGUGCUGUGGUAGAAACUUUUGGGCCACCGGACGAUUCUGUUCUGAAAGAAGACAAAGACCAGUGGAAAAAAAUUCACAACUAUUUCAGAUACGGCUUUGAUGUCUUCUACGAUGUUGGCAAACCAUUAGCACCUGUGCAAAAAAUUGUCAUUCACAAUAAUGUCGUUACUUCCUAUGAGUUCUUGAAAUACGAGAAAUUAACGUGGUUCAUGUAUAACCAAGUAAAUCAGCAGCUCAUAUGCGACUGUCACACGGAGAAACAUAAUCUUCCUUUCAGGUAUGAUUCUGCUAAUGAUGGUGAUCAAAUUUACCACGAUCACACCCACUCCGAUCAUAAUCAUCAGGCGAAGUUAGGUGGGUAUCAAAAUAAUCAUGCCUCAUUGAAUCAGAUUAAAAAGAAGGAUCAUAUAAUCCUCAACCGCAAAGAGUAUGGAUUGGACUUUUCAGACCAGAAUAGCUCCAGAUUUGAGCUAGUGGAUUAUGAUGAUCAAUUGGAGUGCCAGAUGAACUCAAAUAUGGAACCCACCGGUAACGAUUGGGGACUGAGUAAAUUGUUUGGAUACAAUCGGUACGUAUUUGAGAUUCUGGUUGAUAGUGGAGUUAUGAGCAGUAUCACAUUGUUCUAA